UGGACUUUCAUUAGUUUGGUAAUACCUAAGUGAGUCUGAUUCUUGAUACUGAAAACCAUUUAUACGAUAAAUUCUUGACAAACAAAAUUUUCAUAUAAUUUUUCAUUUUGAUUGCUAUUGAUCAUUUUGGCAAUGAAUGUUGUCAAAUUUUUUUGUCCGUGAUGUAAUUGGUUAUAUCGAUUUUAUAUGGAAGUAUGUCGAUUGUUGUUGAUCUUGAAAAUAAAAUACACCGAGUGUUAGGACGUAAAACCAACAACUUCAGUUUUAUUGAAAAAGGCUACACAUUAUAAUGUUGGAAAAUAAAGGGCAUUAUUUGCGCAUGCCCCAUUCAUCGGAGGGAGAAAAUAUUUCAUUCACUAACUCCACUCUAUUCUAUAUCAUGUAAUCGGUGCACACAAAAUUUUAUUUGUAGUUCAUUGAUAAACUUUGUACAAAACACUUCCAUGCUUUUAUGCAAUUAGUAUAUAAGUUAAAACUAUCCAGCUACAAGUGUCAGUUUAGUAGGACUAAAUUUACUAAUUUUAAUCUGUAACAAUUUACAAUAUGGAAAGAACACAGUCGACUGAAUUUGCUGAAAAUAUCGAUUUUACAAUAAAUGGCGAGACUGACACUGCAACUGUAAUUAAUUCCAGCAUUGAAACCAACUGCAAUAAUAACACAAAAGUGAAAUCAAAUCAACCAGUGAAUGUUGUACCAGAACUGGAACAAACAUCACAACCGGACGACGAAACUUACGAUGAGCACCAAUCACUAAACGAAUCGUUAGAAAAUAUCAAAAAGCAGACCCUGCAGUUCGAGAGUAUUUUAACGCAGAAGGAGAAUGUGAUAAAUCUUCAGCGGCGUGAAUUGGAAGUGGUGGAAAAGGAAAAAUCAGCAUUGAAGCGCGAAUUGGAUGCUUCGAGGAAGGACAAGGAAAGUGCAGUCGUUCGGUAUGCUAUGGUCGAGAAGAAUAUAAUCGAUUUGAGAAAUUCCAACGAUGUGACGAAUCGCCGGCUUAGGGAAUUGCAGAAAGAGGUGGAGUCGCUUACAGCCCGUUUAAAGUUUGUCAACAAUGAAAAGGAACGGGCUGGAAAAGAUUUGAAGAAAUCGUACAAUGAAUGCGAAGGACUAAAGAAUGAGUUGAUCAAUGUGGAGAGUAAAUUUAAGUUGAAUCAAACGAAAAUGAAACAAGACUCCGCAGCGAAAGCCGCUUUAGAGAUUCGAGUUAACGAAUUGACGCAACAAUUAGCUCAACUUACUGAAAAUCGUCAACAGUGCUUGGACAUUGUUAGAAGUGAAGAAAAAGAAACCGAGGCGCAGGUAAUACUUUUGAAACAUUCGUGUGAAGAAAAGGAGAAGGAAAAGAAUUCCUUGAUGACGAAAGUCGUUCAGCUGACAGCAAAUCUCGAUGAUGUUCGACAGAAGCUAGAGCGGGUCUCGACAGACCAUGAAAAGCUCUUAACCGAUAACGCAGUAAACGUGGAAAAGUUGCAACAAUAUGAACAGGUAAACGCCGAACAAAGCAGAGAGAUUGAGCUUCUUACGGUGAAACUAGCAGAGGCCGAAAUUUGGCUGGAAGAUCAACAGAAAAUCAUCGAAAAUAAUCAGAACGUAUUGACGGAGAUGGCUGAGAUAAAAGAAAAUUUCCAGGAACAAAUGAUUGAAAUUGACAAAGUUCGACUAAAGGAGGAAAGCUUGCUAACGUUCAUCAAAGACCUAACCGAGAAGAGUGUUGAAUUGGAGAAUAAAUUGCUGCUGUCCAAUUCUAAAGCAUCAGCCCUUGUCUUAGAGAAUGAGAAAAUAAAGAAAGUCUAUGACGAUCACAGGCAAAUUUUGAUAGAAUUGGAAGAGGAAAUUGUAAUUUGCCGCCAAAAACAUAAAGAGGAACUGGACGAAAUGAACGAAUUGAUUCAUUCCCAAAAGCGUGACAACGAGUCACUGCGCGAAAAAUUGGACUAUGCGUUGGGCGAUUUGGACGCUACGAAACGGAAACAUUCCCAAAUCGUCAAAGAGCUCAACCGAGAGGUGACUUCGCUGCACGAAAAAUUGGAUCCGAAAUAUCGGGAAGUUCUCAAUCAGUCUGCUCGAGACGAAGUAAAGGAACCGUCAAAAAAGGCUUUAAUUGAUAGAAUCGUUAAACUUCAACGUAUCUUAGCUAGACAAACGGAAAAAAUUGAAUUUUUGGAAAAUCAUUGCGCAGCAUUGAUUAAUGAAUUGAAGAGCAAAUCGUAAUGUUACAGUGGCGGGUAAAUAAUGUUUCGUUUUUUUUUUGUUAAAAUCGAUCGAUGAAAGGAGUGUUACGUUUGGAUAAAACCGGAAAUGUAAUUUCGUUUAUUAAACUUGAUUCGAAGUAAAAAUUUGUAUGUUUUUCAACGUGAUACUACUCUUUGUAAUGCAGCCAAAAAGGCUUUAUUAGCGAAUGAGAGUUUUCCACCACGAGCCGGAUCCGAGAUAAGCAGAUUUUCUUUUCCAAUUCUUGAUGAGGUUCCUUUAUUUUAACAUCAACGGAUUUUCUACGAUUCCGUAUUUCCGGUGAGAUAAUACACUUAGAGCUACCCUCGUUAGGCGGCAAUAGGAUGGCUUAUUGUGCGAAAAUAGUAGUAUAAGGUCAAAUGUUUUGCGUAUCAGCUAUAAUGUAACAGUAUAACAUACGCUAAAACCGUAGUAUAAUGAGGGACUGAUUCAUGUGGAAUGGACACUGGACAACUUAUUGUUACCGAGUCUACUACUUGAUUUGAUAAAUUUCAAAUGUUUUUACAUGUACAUGUAUUCACUAGAACCUCAGCUAGAAUCAAUUAGUUAAUCGUUUAUAUUUGUCGCCUUUGUCGACAACACUUGGUGCAAAGGUCAGAAGAUUCACUUCAUCUCUUCUAACUUCGUUCAUUUUAUGAAAUAUUUCGCGACGCUUACAUUACACUAGACGUAAAA
Bradysia coprophila is the source of this 2907-nucleotide messenger RNA. RefSeq names its product coiled-coil domain-containing protein 186 (gene Golgin104). Lineage: Eukaryota; Metazoa; Arthropoda; Insecta; Diptera; Sciaridae. The record is from RefSeq and is a predicted model, not a curated record.